AUGUCGACAGAAGAAUAUGUGGACGCAGUGGGUUGGGUGUCCGACGACUCUGAAUUUUAUGGCAACGAAACAAUCAAGGCGAGGAUGGAGAGCAUAGUGUCGCCUAUCCCGAUCAACUUCAAUACGCCUCCCAACAUUGCUCGAGCUAACAAGAAGUCUCCGAUCGCUUUGAUGCAAGAAGCUCCCACAAUCGCAGCCAAGACUGCCGUAAGUGGCCGAUCUCGGACACUCGCGGGUCACACCACCACAGAUCUCAUUGAUGUCAGUACCACACACCGUGAUCCGUCAGCCUGGCAGCCUCACGAACCCGUUCUCGACUUCCUUCGACGAGCACCAGUCAUGAAUCAAGCGACUGCAAAUCUGGGUCCGUGGCUCUGGGUCCACAGUCCACGACUUCCUAGCCAUCAUGUACAGCAACAGCAGAAGACAGAUACCGCGUCUUUCCAGGAUGGCGGUACGCAGCUACUUCGCGCUUUCAAGGACCAGGAGGCCAAGAUCGAGACAUCGAAUCCCAACAAAGCUGUGGGCAUAAUCACGAGAUACUUGCGACCUUAUCGGGAGCAGCUCGAAGACGAUCUCCUUCAGCUUGCGGUCAGCACUCACACAACAUGCGGCAAAUGGAUGCUCUUCCCUACGAUCGACGAUGUGGCACGGGUCUGGCGGGUUGUGGCAGAAGCAGCUGCUGCUGGCAAACUGGGACCCACCUGCAAAGUCGCCACCUAUGAUGAGUUGAGACCACGCGCAGAUCAUCUCAUAUGCAUUUACACCUACGACUUCACCGAUCUUCCAGAUGUGCGGCGUGUGCUGGAAACGUUAGUGGGGCUCGAUCUGGUCUCGACGUCUGGUCGCCCUAUAUACUACAAAUGCGAUGCAUACACAUAUCUUGAUCUGGGGUCACAGAACGAAUACAAGAUCAAAGCUAGUCUAUACUCGAGCAAAGAUGUACUGAACGGCGAGGUGAAAGCAUUGCCAGAUGGACCUAUCUUACGACUGUUGAAGAGAAAUGGUGCCAUCGACACAUUCAUGUCUGGCUAA
Molecule: messenger RNA, 1035 nt
Organism: Recurvomyces mirabilis
Lineage: Eukaryota; Fungi; Ascomycota; Dothideomycetes; Mycosphaerellales; Teratosphaeriaceae
Exons: 3
Coding region: 1-1035 (344 amino acids)
Source: RefSeq, a predicted model, not a curated record